Molecule: messenger RNA, 8460 nt
Organism: Elaeis guineensis (African oil palm)
Lineage: Eukaryota; Viridiplantae; Streptophyta; Magnoliopsida; Arecales; Arecaceae
Source: RefSeq, a predicted model, not a curated record
CUUCAGUGGAAAUACGUCGGAUUUCCUUCCGCACUUUCCAAGGCGCUCCUCGCAAUUCCCUCUCCCUUCCUCAUAUCCCGCGCCCCUUCUCCCCAGCCGCGUCCCGGAGCCAGGAGCGGUGCUUUUUCUCCAUCGGCAACGGCUACUGCUUUGGUUUUGUUUUCGUGGCAGUUCAAGAUCACUUCUUUUUCCUCCCAAUCUGUCGUCCUGGAAUUCAAAGCAGUCGUGUAAAGUUACUAUCAAGCCAUAUAAUUCUGCAGGUCAUUUGGCCAAAAUAUACUGAAUGUAUGCUUUGUAGUGCCUUACAAGUGAGAAUCAAUGGUUAGUGGUACCCGAUCAGGACGUCUCAAUAAGGAUGAAGGCACUAGCAACUCAAAGACUAGGAGUGCUGGGGAAAUAGUGAAAGAUAUGAACGGUUCCAUCGCUUCUGGUUCAACAGCAAAUGGCAGCUCAAAAUGCAGAAAUGGUAAAAUCAAUUCAAAAGAUAUCAAAAGUCCAAUCACCCUGGGCAAUGCAUCAAUGGAUUCAUCUAAUUUGAGAAGGCCUGCUAGGGGAGCACCUAUGAAAAAAAUGAGUGCAUUUUCUAGAUUGCAAAAAUCUGGAAGGCCUGAAAAUCGAACUCCAGGUUCUUCAGAUAAGUGGAAGUUGGAAGGAAGUGAGAAGAAAAGGCCACAAAGCCCUUUGAGAAGGUCAGAGAGAAUUGAGAAGUACAAUGCUUCAAGUUCAUCUGGUUCAAAGAUGUCCAACAAAAGCUCAAGUCCACUGAUGCAGAAGAAGAAAGUGAAGGAAGUGAACAAUGAAGAAAAAUUAGUGGAAUCAGUCACCAAAGAAGAGAGCAAGGACAAGAAGAUUGAUGUUAAGAAUGAUGGAUUGUUGAAAAAGAGGAAGAGAUUGGAUGCACGCAGUUACAGGGCAUCACUUAAGCCACAGACAAAGAAACCCAAAAGUUCAGAUGCUACCAUACUGCACCAGAAAGAUGUUGCAUCACAUGGAGAUAAAAUUGAUUCUGGAGCUAGUGAUUGUACGAAGUUGCAAAAAGAUGGACAUGGAUGCAGUGAAAGAAAGGGAGAGGAGCUUAGGUGGAAAUGUCCCAAUGAAAAUUUUGAAGAAGCUGGGGAGGGUUCUAGUUCUGACUCAAAAGAUCUUGUUGAGGUGACAUUGGGAACCGAGGGAAAAAGAAAGAUACCUAGUUCUAGCAUGAAACAUGAAUUUAUUGAGACUAAUGAGCCUGAAACUGAAGGUAGUUGCUCACAAUCAAAGUGCUGUGGUAUUUUGUUACAAUCGUCCCCAGUUGGAAGCACUGCCAAAGAGAAUAGUGGUGGUGAUGUUCGAAGAGAUAAUGAUGUUGAAGCUGACAGAAUUAACGCAUGUGGAUUUGAUAGAGAGGAGCUUGGAACUGCAGAACUUGUAGAGUCUUCCGCUGAAGAUAGGGCCCUUGCUGGUGAUCUUUAUCCAGAAAGUGCGGCCAUUUCAGUAAGACCAUCAAGUAAACAAAUCCUUAUUCUGGAAACUUCCACGGCAGAUGUAUCAUCCUCAUCUCCUUCCAUGACUGAAAAGAAAAAUUUGGAGCAAUGCGCAGUGUGCUCUAAACUUAAAAGUAUUUCUGGCAGGGUGCAAGACUCUGAAGAUCAGGAAUUAUGUUCAUGUAAACACACAACAGAACUAGAGCAGGAAGUCUUAGAGACAGUUAAUGCAUUGGAAAAUCCACACAAAGAUGAGACUGUUGCUGGGUGCCAUCAAGGGGUUGAAGCUAAAGGAAAUUCAGUACUAGAAACUAGAGAACAGUUUGCUGGAACUGCAAUGCAAAGCUUAAUAGCAUCAACUGAUACUGUAUAUGUCAACGUUUCUAUGGAUGGGGAUAGGGGAAGACUUGAAUUCAGUGACUGCAUAGGUGCUCCAAAUGAGCAGCCUGGCGCAACUUACUUGAAGGAGUCCUCAAGGGAAAUUCAAACAGAAAGUGAUGCCAAUGCCUGCAUCAUCUGCAGGCAUCCUGGACUGCUUUUAUGUUGUGAUGGGAAAGGUUGCAAAAGAAGCUACCAUCUUACUUGUCUGGAUCCACCUCUGCAAAUUAUCCCUCCUGGCCUUUGGCUUUGUAUACGUUGCGUGAAAAAAAAGAUAGAGUUCGGGGAACACUCAGUAUCUAAGGGGAUUGAAUCUGUUUGGGAUGUUAAAGAGGGAAUGCAGAAUGUCAAGGUUUAUCUUGUCAAGUAUGAAGGUGUUUCCCAUGUCCAUAACCGUUGGAUUCCGGAAAGCCAAAUGCUUCUUGAAGCUCCUACACUUGUAUCUAAAUUUAAUAGGAGAUAUCAGAAAGAGAAGGUCAUAAGGUGGAAGCAAGAAUGGACUGAGCCUCACAGGUUGUUGCAGAAAAGGUUGCUGAUGCCCCUGAAAUUGGCUGAUGAGUUUUUUUGUGGGCUUGGCAAUAAUAUUUCACAUUGUUAUCAUGAGUGGCUUGUGAAAUGGAAAGGGCUUGAUUAUGAGCAUGCUACUUGGGAGUUUGAAAACUCACCGUUUUUAUGCUCAUCUGAUGGGAAGAUGCUUAUAAAAGAUUAUGAGACUCGCUGUGAGGAGGCAAAAAAAGCCUAUGAUCCUUCAAGAAUUGAGAAGGCUUCACAGGUGAAGAAAAAUCCUUUCUAUAAAUUGCCCAGGCUGCCUGAUGGGUGCCCACCUGGACUUGAUAAUGAUCAUUUAAAUUCUGUUAACCGGCUUCGUGAGUUUUGGCACAAGUCCCAAAAUGCUGUUUUCAUUGAUGAUCAGGAGAGGGUUGUUAAAUCCAUAUUAUUUAUAAUAGCCUUACUAUCUCAUGCAUGUCGCCCUUUUCUCAUCAUUUCAACCAUCACAUCUCUGUCCUUAUGGGAAGCUAAGUUCCAUCGCUUAGCACCCUCUAUUAAUGUUGUUGUUUACAAUGGGAGUAAAGCUGUUCGUAAGAUGAUUCGAACUCUAGAAUUUUAUGAAGAAGGCGGCUGCAUAAUGUUUCAAGUGCUUUUAUCACAUCCUGAUGCUAUUGUUGAGGACUUUGAAAAUUUAGAAUGCAUUGGCUGGGAAGCAAUUAUAGUUGACGAGUGUCAAAACUCGAGAGUAUUCAAACACUUUGAACAAUUUAAGAAUCUUUCCGCUGAUUUCAAGCUUCUCCUUUUAAGUGCACCAUUGAAGGAUAGCCUUGCUGAAUACAUCAACCUGCUCUUGUUCCUUGAUUCAGGAGGAAAAGAGAAUUGUAUCAGUAAUUUAAAGUUUGAUCAUAAUGAUCAUGCUGGUACACUUGCUAUAUUAAAAGAGAGAUUAGCACGUUAUUACGCAUAUGAGCGCAAACCAGACUCCUCAAAGUUUAUAGAGUACUGGGUUCCUGUUCAGUUUUCAAAUGUGCAGCUUGAACAAUAUUGUUUCACAUUAAUUUCAAACUCCAUUGCUCUUCGUUCAUGUUCAAAAAUUGAUCAUGUUGGAGCUCUUCGUGACGUUCUUAUAUCUACUCGGAAGUGCUGCGACCAUCCUUACCUAGUUGACGAAUUGUUGCAAACUUCACUAACCAAAGAUCUUCCAGCAGUCAAUAUUUUGGAUGUUGGAGUAAAUGCAAGUGGAAAAUUACUGCUACUUGAUAAGAUUCUCAAAGAGAUCAAGAAUCGAGGGUUAAGAGUGUUGAUACUUUUUCAGUCUAUUGGUGGGGCUGGAAGGAAUUCAAUUGGUGAUAUCUUGGAUGAUUUUCUUCGUCAGAGAUUUGGUGCUGAUUCGUAUGAACGUGUUGACAGUGGAUUGGUUCUGUCAAAAAAAUUGGCUGCAUUGAAUAUGUUUAAUGAUAAGGUGAAAGGGAGAUUUGUGUUUUUAAUUGAAAAUCGUGCAUGUCUCCCCAGUAUCAAACUUUCAUCAGUUGAUGCUAUUAUUAUUUAUAAUAGUGAUUGGAAUCCAUUGAAUGACCUAAGAUCUCUCCAGAAAAUAAGCCUUGAAUCGCAGUUUGAACAGGUAGCAGUGUUUCGUCUAUAUUCAUCUUGUACAAUCGAGGAAAAAGUCUUAAUAUUUGCGAAGCAAGAUAUGAUUCUUGAGAGCAAUAUACAAAGCAUAAGCCCUAGUGUUAGCCAUUCACUUCUUAGCUGGGGCGCCUCAUACCUUUUCAGUAAACUUGAUGAGUUACACCAGCAGGAGAACCGAAAUAAUUGUUCUGAAAAUUCCAGUGACAAUUUACUCUUGGAUAAUGUAGUGCUCGAACUGUUAACAAAAUUGUCCAGCAAGGCUGGAGCUCGGGAUCCUAGCAACUGCUCAAUUUUGAUAAAAGCACAGCAGAGUGGAGCAUCCUAUUCAAGAAAUAUUAUGUUAGUUGGUGAGAAGGAUGGAAUCUCCUCAUUGGAUAAAGAUCCACCUAGCUUCUGGUCACAUUUAUUGGAUGGAAAAUAUCCUCAGUGGCGUUAUAUAUCUGAGCCAUCUCAGAGGAGCCGCAGAAAGGUUCAACAUCCUGAUGAUUCUCUGAAGACACCAGAAGCAGUAAAUGAUGAGGUAAAGAAAAAGCGUAGAAAAGUAGCUAGCAACAUUGUUGAUCCAACUUCUUUGCAAAGUUGGCUUCAUGAUAAAAGAAAAGAAGCAGCUGAGGGCAAGGAUUUUGUACUGCCUGCAAACUCGGCUCAAUGUAGCUCCAGUCAUCCAUCCCUUAAUUCUCCACGGAAAGAACCACUGGUUCCAAGCACAAUGACCAACGAACCAGAAUUAUCGGGAGGUCGAACGAAUGUUGUGACACGACACACAGUCAGUUCAUGCAAUGUUAUGAGUCAUGCAAUCCAUAAUCAGAGUGUAUCUCCCAUGUCUCUUGAUGAUUCAGGUGUACAUAGACAUGAAGGGAGGGAAAAAUUGAUGAAUGCGCAGAAGAGCCUUCAUGCCCAAUUGAAGCCGGAGUUAUCAAAACUAUGCGACACUCUGAGACUUUCAGAUGAUGUCAAGAGCACAGCUGAAAUGUUUCUCGAGUAUAUUAUGAAUAAUCAUCAUGUUAAUCGGGAACCAGAAGCCUUAUUGCAAGCCUUCAAGAUAUCCCUGUGUUGGUGUGCUGCAUCUCUUUUGAAACACAAGGUGGAUCACCAGGCAUCAUUUGCGCUUGCAAAAAAGUACCUGAACUUUGAGUGCAAUGAGGAGCUGGCUGAAUUUAUUUAUUAUAAACUGCGAAAAGUAAAGAAAAAGUUUUCUCAUCAAACAGGUGCAUUAAGGAAAGAAGAUGAGCCAAAUUCGGUGGAGAAUCAGUCAUCUCUAUCAGGGAAAGAUAUUUCCAGAGAACCUGUGCAUGAGAUGACUCCAAAUUCAGCAGCAUCUCAUCGUCAGGAAACAGAAGGAAUUGAACUCAGAGAAAAUCCUCAUGGUCGUAGGUGCACUGAACAGAAAAUAUUGGUGGGGCAGGAGCAGGUUCUUGUGACUCCAAUGCUUCAGCAUAACAUUGGGUCAUUAAAAGAUGAACUCCUGAAAAAACGAGUCGAUUUGAUUCAUAAAAUUUGUUCGAGAAGGGCAGAUGAGCUAAUGGCGAAACAACAACUAGAAAUUUCAGAUUUCAACAUACACAAGGAAGAGGAGAAAAUGAAAUUGAAGAAAACUCAUGUUUUGGAUUUGGAACUCAUCCGCGCUAUACAUACAGAUUCUACAGUAAGAAAUGACAAGAUAAGAUUGCUAACUCAAGAAUUCUCCAAAAAAAUGGCUGCAUUUGAGGAACGCAUGAAAUGCAGGCGUAGUAAUCUUGAAGCUAUGCAGUUAAAUGCAAGGAAUAAAGAGGAGCAGAUAAAGGAUCACUGGGUGGAAGAAGCUAAAGCUGGUAAACUAGCAGAAUCAUUUGAUAGCAUUCCUCUGCCAGAUUCUGGUUUUGGGGUGGAAGAGUUCAAAGAGGUAAGAGAGCAAAGUGGUAUGUGUGAUGGUUCAGGAAACAUGGUGUUUCAAUCUGGGCCAUCUUCGGAUCCUCUACUCACUGAUGUGACAACAGAUGUUGUGGAACCUAUUGAUUUGACAGCCAAGUAUUCUGAAAAAUCUGCAAGAAAUCCCACUGGAGUGGCAGAGGGUGUACCCAUAGAACCUGAAACUGUAGUUUCUCAGUCCAACAACAUGAAUGAAAUGGAAUCUGUUGAACCAAGUAGCGCAUCUGGGGAAAUUCCAGAGAGUAUUUCACCGGGAGAGACAGGUAACUUGCCUACCAGAACUGAAGAUCCAGCUCCUCAGGCCAGUAUCAUGAAUUCAGAAGGUAGCAGGCCUGACGGAAUUGUCUCUAGAGCAACAACAGCUGUUGAUAGCGAGAGAGUUGUUGGUGCAGAUAAUUCUGAUGGUGCAUGGUUGAUAUCUCCCCAUCUGCAAAGCCAUGCCCAGUCUCCUUCCCUUGUCAAUGCUUCAACAAGCUCUGGCUGUCGAAACAGUGUCACGUCUAAUCAGGAACACUUUAUCUGUGAACAUGAAAGGCCUCCAGCAUCUGUUGGAGUGAUGGGUGAUCAAGGCCCUGGUUCUUCCCUACAAAUUGCGGUUCCUCCAUUACAUUCCAUUGAUGUUGUCCAUUCACAAGUUGAACAAACAAAUCAGAAUGCCACCAUCUCAGACUCCCAUGACCAAUGCUCCAGUUCUUCCAAACAAAUUGUGGAUCCUGCAUUACAUUCGGUUGAUGUUGUCCGUUCACAACCAAUCAAUCAUAGCACAACCAUCUUGGACUCCCUUCAGCUUCAGUUGCCUCCAUCAACUGACAUGCCCUUAGUUGAGCAUGGUCGAGGAAGUGCAUCUCUAUGCAUAGAAAGGCAAGAGGAGCUUCAUAGACAGAUACAUUGUUCUGGCCAACAAACUGAAGCACCAUUACAACAACCAAAUAUGACUGCAACUGUGCCGAUUGGGCAAUCUAGUCAACUGGUAUUGCACUUAUCACAGCCUCUUGUACAUCCAUCACCACUGAAUGCCAGUAUGCCACCAGAAAGACCACAUUCUGAGGAUUUGAGGAGCACUAGUAUGCAACCAGAAUCUGGAAGCCAUCUUUCUCAACUUUUUCCUAUGGCACCAUUGCUGCCGCCUCUGGGGCUUCAACCUGAACCACUUAAAAAUGAACUAACUAGACUUCGAAUACAUCAGGACUCACUCACCAAGUUGCAUGAUGAUAAGAAAGAGCAACUUGAAUUAGAGUGUGAUCAAGAGUUAGAGAGGGUAAGACAGAAGUAUGAUGCUUUACUUAAGGAUGCAGAAACAGAAUUUCUUCGAAAUAAGGAGAUGAUAGAGACAAUCUAUAACAAAGUUUACAUGAAUCAAAUUUUAGCUGAGGAGUUUAGAGCCAAAUUCAUUGAAAAUAAGGGACCAACUUCUGCAUCUUUUCAUGGUCAAUUUUCAAAUUCUUUGCAGUACUUUCUUCAGGCAUCCCGGAUGUCCCAGGCAUCCCAGCCACAGGUUGCCCAGAGGCCCGUGUCAGCCACAUUGGUACCUGCUUCAACUCCAGCUACUCUAUCUCCAGCCCCUGGCCCAGCACCAACUCCAUCUUUGCUUGCCUCGGCCAGAACUCGGGUCCCAGGUUCUGCCGGUACCUUGGUCUCUUCUGGUCAGGUGGUCCGCAAUACAACGUCUGUUGUCCUGAGCAAUGUGGCCAGACCUUGCUAUACUCAAACACUUACACCACGUGCAAACCUUCAAGCUGGAAGUGAGGCUCGCGCCCCUGCUCCACAUUUGCAUCGCUUCAGACCACACACAUCCAUGUCAGUACAAAAUCUUGUGAAACCAACCAAUGAGAUGAGCAGUCAGCAGUGGGCUUUUGCUAAUCUCGGUUCUGCAUCUUCCACCAGUGCACAAGCUGCUGCUCCUUCCCAUGUACGUCCAUCUUCCAUUACAAUUAAUGGAACUUGUCAGCCCGUCAGUUCAGGUAUAUUACCUGUUUGUCGUGGUUCCACUCUUGCCCCGGUUGACUUGCCUCUAGAUACUGGGGACCCCCAGAUUGGGGCUGAUCUGCAAAACCUAUCACAGUUGGCAGAUUUAAGCCCAAAUUUUGAUAGAUAUCUCUCAUCCAAUCUGGCUCUGAUUGGAGGUGAAUUGCCUCAGUCAUGUAUGGAUGCUGCAAGGCCCGUUGCUUCAGCAGAUGUGGUCUGCAUAUCAGAUGAUGACUGAUUAAUGGGGAGGAGGCAUCCUGAGUGCAACGUGCUCAUCACAAUUUUUUGUAUUAAAUUUAACAAAUUAAGCAUCCUGUCAGCCUUUCCACUUUUCGGGAAGAUAAGUGGUAAGCCCAACAUCGUUUACUGUGCCUGAAGCUGCUGAUAUUUUAUAGAGUUCAUAUGAGAGGCGAUCUUGUAUUCCACUGGAGAUGUGCGCUGAUAUUUUAUGGAGUUCAUCUGAGAGGCAAUCUUGUAUUCCACUGGAGCUAUGCAAACUUACGUGUUUCAGUUGGUAGGAUCUCGUUCCGAGGUCUGGGUUUACUGUGCUAUGCUUUGUAUGCUGGAUGUUGGCAAUCAGUGAAAGGCAUCGUUUUCCUUAAUAAAAUGUGUAUAUUUUUUGAUCCUU